Vicia villosa (hairy vetch) is the source of this 1496-nucleotide messenger RNA. RefSeq lists its product as uncharacterized. Gene Ontology annotation, biological process: tRNA threonylcarbamoyladenosine modification. The record is from RefSeq and is a predicted model, not a curated record. The transcript is spliced from 5 exons. Bases 164 to 1222 code for a protein of 352 amino acids. Gene Ontology annotation, cellular component: cytoplasm; EKC/KEOPS complex. NCBI's taxonomy places the organism in Eukaryota, Viridiplantae, Streptophyta, Magnoliopsida, Fabales, Fabaceae.
UUUCACUAGUAGGCCCAAUCACAGAACAAAACCCCCUAUUCCAAAACUUGAGGAGCCAACAACACUAUCCGUUUCAUUUCAGUCCCCGUCGCCGUUCAACCUGUAAACAACUAGCACUGUCCCCCUCGCUGUCUUCCACCGUGUAACCGUCAAGAAAGUGAAAAUGAAGAAAAUGAUAGCAAUAGGGUUUGAAGGUUCAGCAAACAAAAUAGGCGUUGGUAUAGUAACCCUAGAUGGAACAAUUCUCUCAAAUCCACGCCACACUUACAUAACUCCACCAGGUCAAGGUUUUCUACCAAGAGAAACAGCACAACAUCACUUUCAACACGUUCUUCCACUUGUCAAAUCAGCUUUGGAAACAGCACAGGUUACUCCACAAGAUAUAGACUGCAUUUGUUACACCAAAGGUCCUGGUAUGGGAGCUCCAUUGCAAGUGUCUGCUAUUGUAGUUCGUGUGCUUUCGUUGCUUUGGAAGAAACCGAUUGUUGGUGUUAAUCAUUGUGUGGCUCAUAUUGAAAUGGGUAGAGUUGUAACGGGUGCUGAUGACCCUGUUGUUUUGUAUGUUAGUGGGGGUAAUACUCAGGUUAUUGCUUAUAGUGAAGGAAGAUACAGGAUUUUUGGGGAGACUAUUGAUAUUGCUGUUGGGAAUUGUUUGGAUCGGUUUGCUAGGGUGUUAACGCUUUCGAAUGAUCCUAGUCCGGGAUAUAACAUCGAGCAGCUUGCAAAGAAAGGAGAGCAAUUUAUAGACCUUCCUUAUGUUGUCAAAGGGAUGGAUGUAUCUUUUAGUGGAAUAUUGAGCUAUAUUGAAGCAACUGCUAAUGAAAAGCUAAAGAAUAAUGAAUGCACGCCCGCAGACUUAUGCUACUCUCUGCAGGAGACACUGUUUGCCAUGCUGGUGGAGAUAACUGAGCGUGCCAUGGCUCAUUGUGACACAAAAGACGUUCUUAUAGUUGGAGGUGUAGGUUGCAAUGAGCGCUUGCAAGAGAUGAUGAGAACAAUGUGCUCUGAACGUGGUGGAAGGUUGUUUGCUACUGAUGAUAGGUACUGCAUUGAUAAUGGUGCAAUGAUAGCUUAUACCGGUCUUCUUGAAUUUGCCCAUGGUGCGUCGACUGCACUGGAGGAUUCUACAUUCACCCAGCGGUUCCGAACAGAUGAAGUCAAAGCCAUAUGGAGAGAAGCAAAUUUGGCAAAAUCAAAUAGUCUUGUAGACAGAAGUGUUUGAUUUUUCAAUCUUGAGGGCUGAGUACUCAAUUGUGAUUUUGAGAAAACCAAGGGACAAAUGGAUAUUCAAAUCAGCCAUCUUCAAGUUAAUGUUUGUAGUUAGUGAUACUCAAAUACAAUUAAAUUUAUUAGCACUGUAAAUUUAUGCAUGAAAAAACUCUUCAGUUUGUUUGACAUUUUGUAGGGUUAUGUGGUGCAAAAGUGUCAUGGUUUUAAAAAAAAGACAUAUUUAUCUUGUACUUAUGGUCCUGGGAUUAGUAAUGUUGUAAAAGCUC